This is a messenger RNA of Physella acuta, 6733 nucleotides long. RefSeq names its product phospholipid-transporting ATPase ABCA1. Gene Ontology annotation, biological process: transmembrane transport; lipid transport. Gene Ontology annotation, molecular function: ATP binding; ABC-type transporter activity; ATP hydrolysis activity. NCBI's taxonomy places the organism in Eukaryota, Metazoa, Mollusca, Gastropoda, Physidae. Gene Ontology annotation, cellular component: intracellular membrane-bounded organelle; membrane. The record is from RefSeq and is a predicted model, not a curated record.
UUGUACAUACAAUGUAGAAUCCAGAUCUAGAUCUAGUAUUAUUCAAUAUGGAAAUAAAUUCAGAAUACUUUUAAAUUAGAUACUAGCAAACAUUUUAAUCGUUCAAGAGAGAAUAACCUAAUCACCCGAUCUGAGAUAUUUUUAAAAAGGACCAAUGAGUGUUUUGCUACAACUUAGACUUCUUCUGUGGAAAAAUUUGAUUCUCCGAAAACGUCAACCUCUUCGUGUCAUUGUAGAAAUCAUUUGGCCUCUUGCACUCUUCUUGAUAUUAAUAACCGUCCGGUUUAGACCCGGGAUUAGGGAGAAUAUUGGAGAAUGUCACUACACUGCACGAGCCAUGCCAUCAGCUGGAAUUUUCCCAUUUCUCUCAACUUAUGUAUGUAAUUUUAAUAACGAUUGUUACCACAAUGCUGGUGAAGCAGAUACUCAAAAUAAAGCUCAGUUAAAUGGAUCUACUUUCAAGAAAGUACUUGAUGUUCUCCACGCCAUAAAUACCGUCAGCAGUCUGGAUGCAUUAUCAAAUCUUCAAGAGAAUCUACAGCUUUUGACUGAACUACAAAAUGUUUCUCUGGACCAAGUCCCUGAAAUAGAAUCCCUUAAGUUAGCCGAUUUGAUAUCACACAGACAAGAGUUAUUAGAUACUUCUUCUAAGCAAGGCAUAAAUAUGAAACCAGGAACUAUUGAUUCUUUUUUAAAUGCUACAUUAAAUAUGGAAAAGAUGAUGCCUAUAUUGACAGACCUCAACAGUACUAAUUCGAAUUCCAUGUUGAGUUCUUUAAUACCCUUUAGCGAACAUAAAGGCCGCAGAUCUAGUAAUCAGCCAUUACCUGGCUCAGUGCAAAAACGUAUUUGUGAUGAUGAGAUAAUCUCUGAGUAUCUUUAUUUCCAAAAUGAAACUCAAGCCAAGGAAUUCAAUACGGAGUUUUGUAAUCUCACAAAUGAAAAUGCUACAGCUUUUGUCAGUAAUGUGCUGAAUGCUGUCAAUGUCAAAAAAGCAAAUACAAUGAUCAGUGAGAUCAUGGAACGUCAACCAUUUAUAACAAGUGUGGUCAAACUUAGAAACAUUAUGGAAAAACUUAGUAAUUUAUCCAGCCUCAGUGAAUUGAUGUCAAGCCUUGGGUCUCUCAUUGAAGCCUUUAACUCUGUCAACACAAGUAUAGGGCAAGUGAUGUGUGGGCAUAACAGGAAAAUCUUUGAUUUUGAUAGUAAAAAUCAGCAAGUCUUGCAAAAUAUGCAAAAAAGCAAAAAUAAAGCUCAACUGCUUAAAAAAGCUAAGGAACAACAUGAAAAAUCUGGAAUGAAUACUGAAUGUGCAGAAUUGUUUGCUAACUUUGAAACUGACACUUUUACAAGACUUGUCUGGAACCAGAUCAAACCUAUUGUUAUUGGUGUUAUUACUUUCACACCUGACUCUGUAGCUGUUCAAAAGAUAAUCAAAGAGGCUUCCAGAACUUUUGAUAGUAUAAAAAGUUUUUUUAACCUCACUCUGGGAAUUCAAGCUGCUAUUCCAAGGAUAAUGAAGUUUGCUAAGGAAGAUUGGGACCCAUUCACAAAGUUUAUUUAUAGCCCUGAAUGCAAAAACACAGAGGCUAUGUUUAAGAACUUCAGCAAAUUGUUAUCUCCCAUUCCAAAUUCUUUACCAAGUUUAAUGGCUUCAAAAAACACUAGCUGUGAAGAGAUAGCUCACAUGAUUGCCAAGAAUCAACUAAAUGACACAGAUAAAAUGUUAGAAGCUUUAAAUAGAACCGACAAACUGAUAACAAGAAUGAAGCCAUAUUUUAAGUGUACCCGCCUGGAUAAAUUUAUUGGAUAUUCAGAUACUAAAUCACUAAUUGAUGCCAGCUUAUCUCACAUUCAGAACAAAACAUUUUGGUCAGCCAUAGUAUUUGACAACAUUAGUAAUGAUUCUGAAGAGAUACCUACACUUGUUAAGUACAGAAUACGCAUGAGUCCCUAUAGUGUUGAUUCUACUGACAGAAUUAUGGAUAAGUACUGGAGACCAGGUAAUCGUGAUGGUUUCAAUUCCUUAAAGUACUGGAUCUAUGGAUUCAUAUACAUUCAAGACAUGAUUGAUCAUGCCAUCAUAAGAUUACACACCAAUGUCACACAAGAACCUGGAGUUUAUACCAAACAAGCACCAUAUGGUUGCUACAUAGAUGACAGAUUCACAUUUGCAAUAUCACGAAGUUUGCCAUUGUUUAUGGUGAUAUCAUGGAUUUAUACUGUAGCCAUGACAGUUAAAGGCAUUGUGUACGAAAAAGAGGAGAGACUAAAGGAAAUUAUGAAAAUUAUGGGUCUGAGCAAUGGUGUUCAUUGGCUUGCUUGGUUCAUUGAUGCUUUUUCGAUGAUGUUUAUGACUGUUAUUCUAUUUGUCACUUUACUAAAGGCAGGCAAAAUAUUGGAAUACUCCGAUCCUUCUGUGAUACUUGUCUUCAUGAUAGGCUUCACAUGUUCAACUAUUAGCCAGUGUUUUCUUAUAUCUGUUUUCUUUAACAAAGCCAACCUGGCGGCUGUUUGUGGGGGUUUCAUCUAUUUUGUAUUAUAUCUGCCCUACACCCAGCUGGUGCAGUUUGAAGAUGUCAUCACCACUAAUGCACGGACUUUAGCUAGCCUUUCCUCUAACAUUGCCAUGGGUUAUGCAUGCAGCUAUUUUUCUCAAUAUGAAGAGCAAGCAAUAGGAGCACAGUGGCACAAUAUUAGAGAGAGUCCAAUGGUGGACGAUACCUUCAAUCUUAAAACCUGUAUUGGCAUGCUAUAUUUAGACUCUGUCAUUUACCUCUUCCUCACCUGGUACAUUGAGGCUGUUUUUCCUGGUCAGUAUGGCAUUCCAAGAAAAUGGUAUUUCUUAAUACAGAGAUCUUAUUGGCAAGGAACUAAACAUGAGCAAAUGGAUGAACCCGACACUGAUAUGUCACUUGAUGGCUUAACUUAUAGCAAUGACAAUUUUGAAAAAGACCCAACUGGUCGUCCCAUAGGGGUGGCAGUAAAAAACUUGCGUAAAAUUUACAACAAAGGCGACAAGAUUGCUGUAGAUGGACUUACUCUUAAUUUCUAUGAAGGUCAGAUCACCUCAUUUCUGGGCCACAAUGGUGCGGGUAAAACAACAACCAUGUCAAUCUUAACUGGACUUUUCCCACAAACAUCUGGAUCAGUUUACAUUUAUGGACACAACAUUUUGACAGAUGCAGAUAAAGUUAGGUGUGGAUUGGGCAUGUGCCCACAACAUAAUGUGCUCUUUGACCUUCUAACAGUUGAAGAGCACAUCUGGUUUUUUGCUCGACUCAAAGGAAGAAGUGAUGUUCAAGUCAAGGAAGAAAUGGAGAAGAUGAUCCAAGAUGUUGGACUGGUUAAAAAACAAAAGGAAAUGUCAAAAUAUUUAUCUGGUGGAAUGAAACGUAAACUUUCUGUGGCAAUUGCAUUUGUUGGGGGCUCUAAAACAGUUAUUCUUGAUGAACCAACUGCAGGUGUUGAUCCUUAUGCUCGCAGAGCCAUCUGGGAGUUGUUGCUUAAGUUUCGCAAAGGUCGUACAAUCAUCUUGUCCACUCACCAUAUGGAUGAAGCUGAUGUACUAGGUGACAGAAUAGCAAUCAUUUCUCAAGGAAAACUUUGUACUGUUGGCACCAGUUUGUUUUUAAAAAAAAAAUUUGGAAGUGGAUACUAUUUAACUUUAGUCCCUCAAGAAAAUGAUGGGGCACAGAGCUUAAAUAAUGAUCAUCUUAGUUUGGAAACCUCAUCUAUACCUGUUAGUAGUUCUUUAAAGAAGUCACGGUCACUGGUGUCAGAUGUUUCUUUUAUUGGCAGUUCUGUAGAUAGUGCAAUAGCACCAGGUUUAAAACCUAAAAUUAAAGUAAACGGGUACUACUUGCCGCAGUUGAUUUCCUUCAUUCAAACAUAUUUUCCUGAUGCUCUGCUGGUAAAGGAUAACAACUUGGAAGUCUGCUUCAGGCUGCCAGAGGGUGACAAUCACAUUAAAAAAUGCAAAACACUGUGUGCUGCUCUACAGGAAUAUCAUCUUGAACUUGGAAUUUCAAGUUAUGGAAUUUCUGAUACUAGUUUGGAAGAGGUAUUUUUAAGAGUUGCUCAGCAGAAUAAUGUUUUUGAUCAGGACAAGAAAAUAGUUAAAGAUAUGAAUGAAACUUCAGAUGCUCAAGAAGUCCAAACUGACAGGAAAUUCAAUGGAGAAGUCAAGAUCACAGGGAAUACAUUAAUUCUCAGACAGUUGAUUGCUAUUUUUUUAAAACGUUUUCAUCAUGCCCGUCGCAGUAGAAAGGGUUUUAUUAGUGAGAUCAUUUUGCCUGCUGCAUUUGUCUGUUUGGCCAUGUUUUUUUCUCUGCUACUUCCACCCCAAUUUGAAUCUGAACCUUUAGAACUUCAGCCUUGGAUGUAUGAACCCAUUAAAGGAGAUGAUUUUUUAUACUCAUUUUACAGCAAUGAGGAUCCAACUAAUUUAUUAACCACUACAUUGGGUGAAAAUCUGUUACAUGAACCGUUCUAUGGUACAAGAUGCAUGAAUUCAAGUAUUUAUCAGAUAAAGAAUAAACCUUGUAUUCCAUUGCCUAAGAUGGAAUGGCAUGGAAGUCAUCUGAAGGAGAAUAUGAAUGGUAGCCCAGCAUGCUCUUGUAAAACUGGCUUUCAAAGUUGUCCAGAAGGAGCUGGAGGCCCAGAGCCACCAAAAAUAAAAUUGUGGACAAAAGAUUAUCUUUAUAACACGACAAAUCUGAAUCUGUCUGAUUGGCUGGUAAAAACCUACAGCAAAUACCAAAAAAGAAGAUAUGGAGGCUACAGUUUUGGACAUAGCAAUAAAGUAAAAGUAUUAACAGCUGAAGAACUCUCAAACACUGUAGAUCGACUAAAAAGAACUGCAGAGAGCAAUAAAUCCAUUUAUCAUGGAAACGCUCAACUUAUACAUGAUGCUGGAGAAGCUUUAAAAUAUUCUUUUGCUUCUGAAACAGUCACAGUUUGGUUCAAUAAUAAAGGAUGGGCAGCAUCUGUUUCCUACAUGAAUGCACUUAAUAAUCUUAUUUUACGUACAUUGCUGUCAGCAAAUAAAACUCCAAACAACUAUGGAAUUGUAGCUAUUAAUCACCCAAUGAUACUAACUAGCCAGGAAAUCCAAAUUGAAACAAUACACAGAAACGCAGUAAAUGUUGUAGCAUCAAUAUGUGUCAUAUUUGCCAUGUCCUUUGUACCUGCCAGUUUUGUACUUUACCUAAUUGAAGAGCGUGUGUCCAACAGCAAACAUUUGCAGUUUGUAUCAGGAAUCAAACCAACUGUCUACUGGCUGGCCAACUGGGCUUGGGAUAUGCUGAACUAUGCUGUUCCAGCUGUGUUAUGUGUUCUCAUCUUUAUUGCAUUUGGUAAAGAGGCUUAUGUUUCAGCCACAAAUUUGCCUUGUCUUAUUGUUUUAUUAUUUUCUUAUGGCUGGGCCAUGACACCAAUGAUGUACCCAUUCUCCCGUUUGUUUGAUGUUCCCAGUUCAGCUUUUGUUGCUCUGUCUUGUGCCAAUGUUUUUUUUGGCACUGUAUCAACUUUAGCAACAUUUAUCCUAGAAGUUCUCUCCUUUAAUGACCCUGAACUGGCAAAUGUAAAUGAUAUUUUAAAGCAAGUGUUCCUGAUGCUGCCUCACUACUGCUUAGGUCGAGGUCUAAUUGACAUGGCUGCGCUCCAGCUUACGUUUGAUGCCAUAGCUAGGUUUGAAGAAACCUAUCACUAUAAUGUCUUUGAAUGGAGCAAUGUGGGACGCAAUAUAUUUGCUUUAAUUAUCCAUGGGCUAUUAUUUAAUGUGUUGAAUUUGUUGAUGGAAUACAAGUUUUUCCUUUCUUGGGAAUGCUUGUCCAAGCAACCAGCAUUAAAAACUAGGUAUGAAGAUGUGGAUGUUGCUAGAGAGAAGCAAAGAGUUUUGUCAGGUGGGGCUGUAAAUGAUGUUUUGAGACUUGAAGGACUUACCAAAGUGUUUUGGAAACCUGGAAAAAAAGGUAAAAUAACAGUGGUUGAUCACUUAUAUUUGGGAGUACCUAAGGGUCAAUGCUUUGGUCUGUUGGGAGUCAAUGGUGCUGGUAAGACAACAACAUUCAAAAUGUUGACUGGGGGCAUUACUGCAACAUCAGGAGAUGCAUUCAUUCAUUCUUACAGUAUAAAUGACAAAGUUAAAGUCUGUAAGCACAUGGGCUACUGCCCUCAAUUUGAUGCUCUAGACCCACUACUGACUGGCAGAGAACAUCUCGAGUUCUAUGCCAGGGUAAGAGGAGUUGCGGCUGAAAAUAUUCAAUCUAUUGCAGACUGGGCUAUAAAAAGAUUAGGACUUGUGCGCCAUGCUGAUAAAAUCUCUAGCAGCUACAGUGGUGGGAACAAAAGAAAAUUGUCUACUGCUAUAGCUCUCAUUGGAAAUCCACCUAUCAUUUUUUUGGAUGAGCCAACUACCGGCAUGGACCCUGCUGCAAGAAGGUUUCUAUGGAACUGCAUCAACAACAUUGUCAAGUCUGGGCAUUCAGUAAUCCUGACAUCUCAUAGCAUGGAGGAGUGUGAAGCUCUUUGUAACAGACUUGCCAUUAUGGUCAAUGGAACAUUCCAAUGUUUGGGAAGUAUACAACACCUCAAAAAUAGAUUUGGCAAUGGCUACACCAUAAUAUUGCGUGUGAGUGGAGAAAAUCCUGAUGUGAAUUCCAUUGGGGAGUUUAUUUCUUUACAUUUGCCAUCAGCCAGACUUAGAGAACAACAUUGUAACAUGCUGCAG